AUGGCAAACACUAGAAAACGAAAAGUUACUCCCAAAAAAGAACGUGCGCUUCCAAAAGUGACGAAGAAAAGACCAGCCGCCAAGAAGACUAGCGUUUCAAAAAAGCAAAGCAAGCCAUCAGUUGAACUGCCUACAACUACAGAAAUUAGUAAAAUAGAAAAGCCAUUGGAUAGUCUAAUUCUAGAUGCAUCAUGGUCACAAAAUCUUCAAAAUCUAUUCAACGCUGAUAAUUUCAAACGUAUCGAGCAAUUUUUAAAUAAUCUAUGGUCAACUGGCAAAAUAAUAUAUCCUCCGCAUGAUCUUAUUUUUGAAGCAUUCAAUAAAACACCAUUCGAUAAAGUAAAAGUAGUUCUACUCGGUCAAGAUCCAUAUCACGAUGAUGGACAAGCUCAUGGAUUAGCUUUUUCUGUACCGAAAACAGUAACAGUUCUACCGCCAUCUUUAAAAAAUAUUUUUAAAGAAUUAGCAAACGAUAUAAAAUCAUUUCGAAUUCCUAAUCAUGGCUGUUUAGAAAAAUGGGCACAGUCUGGUAUUCUUUUACUCAAUGCUUCAUUAACAGUCGAGCCACAUUUGCCCAAUUCUCAUUCUCGUAUUGGCUGGACACAAUUUACCGAUGACGUUAUCAAAAUUUUAUCAAGCAAACGUACAGGUCUUGUGUUUCUGCUUUGGGGUGGUUUUGCUCAUGCGAAAGAAAAAUUAAUUGAUCAAACGAAACAUACAAUUAUCAAAACUGCGCAUCCAUCUCCGUUGUCAUUUAACAAAUUUACUAAUUGUAAAUGUUUUUCUCUUGUAAACGCAGCUCUUCAAAAAUAUGGCGAACAACCAAUCGAUUGGUCACUUUAA
Molecule: messenger RNA, 843 nt
Organism: Rotaria socialis
Lineage: Eukaryota; Metazoa; Rotifera; Eurotatoria; Philodinida; Philodinidae
Source: the annotation of a GenBank genome assembly